AUGUCUGUGUCCAAAAAGAAGGACGAGGACAAGGAGAAGAAGUUCCUCGGACGACUUCAGUACAAACUUGACUAUGAUUUCGAUAAGAAUGCGCUCACCGUAGUCAUCGUUCAAGCAGAAGAGCUUCCGGCAAUGGAUCUCGGAGGAACUUCGGAUCCUUAUGUCAAACUGUUUCUUCUUCCGGAAAAGAAGAAGAAGUUUCAGACGAAAGUACAAAGGAAGUCGUUGAAUCCGGUUUUUAACGAGAGUUUCACGUUCAAGAUUCCAUUCAGUGAAAUUGCCGGACAGACAUUGGUGCUGAAUGUCUUUGAUUUUGAUCGUUUUGGAAAACAUGACCAGAUCGGUCAAAUCUCGAUCCCACUGGGAAAAAUCGACUUGGCUGUGUCCAUUGAGAAAACUGAUCUCAUCGAGAGUCCACCUGAGAAUCGUCUCGGAGAAGUUUGUCUGGCUCUUCGAUAUGUUCCAAACAAGAACAAGUUAUCUGUGGUGGUCAUGGAAUGCAAGAAUUUGAAGAAAAUGGACGUGUUGGGAUUAUCAGAUCCUUAUGUAAAAAUCUAUUUGAUGAUGGGUACAAAGCGUUUGGAGAAGAAGAAAACUACAAUCAAAAUGAAGACGUUGAAUCCUUAUUACAAUGAAUCGUUCAGUUUUGAUGUGACACCUGAGAAAAUGAUGAGAGUCCACCUUCAUGUCACAGUAUCCGAUUACGAUCGUGUUGGAUCGAAUGAGAGAAUUGGACAGGUAAUCAUCGGCACUUGUGCCACCGGCGUCGCCCUGAAACAAUGGAAUGAUAUGCUCGCCACACCACGUCGAUCAGUUGCUCAGUGGCACACUUUGGUGCCGUUCAACGACGAUUAA
This is a messenger RNA of Caenorhabditis remanei, 855 nucleotides long. RefSeq lists its product as uncharacterized. Gene Ontology annotation, cellular component: dense core granule; axon; synaptic vesicle membrane. Gene Ontology annotation, biological process: calcium ion-regulated exocytosis of neurotransmitter; regulation of dopamine secretion; cellular response to calcium ion. Bases 1 to 855 code for a protein of 284 amino acids. NCBI's taxonomy places the organism in Eukaryota, Metazoa, Nematoda, Chromadorea, Rhabditida, Rhabditidae. Gene Ontology annotation, molecular function: calcium ion binding; phosphatidylserine binding; calcium-dependent phospholipid binding. The transcript is spliced from 6 exons. The record is from RefSeq and is a predicted model, not a curated record.